GCCGGGGGAUUGGCGCGUGCGCACUGGGGACGCAGCCUACACGCCGGCGCGCGCUUCGGUGCGGAAGCGACUGCACUCGUGGUGUUGACGGAGGGAGCGGGCCAUGCAGUCUGAGGCCAAGAUCCACACUGAGCAUGGAACGGAUUCCAGUCCUCAGGGUCCCGGCUGCAGCCUCCGGCACUUUGCUUGCGAACAGAACCUGCUGUCCCGGCCGGAUGGCUCUGCCUCGUUCCUGCAAGGGGAUACCUCUGUCCUGGCAGGCGUGUACGGGCCAGCUGAGGUGAAGGUCAGCAAAGAGAUCUUCAACAAGGCCACACUGGAAGUGAUCCUGAGGCCGAAGAUCGGGCUGCCUGGUGUAGCAGAGAAGAGCCGGGAGCGGCUGAUCAGGAACACGUGUGAAGCGGUGGUGCUGGGGGCGCUGCACCCCCGCACCUCCAUCACCAUCGUGCUGCAGGUCAUCAGCGAUGCUGGCUCUCUCAUGGCCUGUUGCCUGAACGCCACCUGCAUGGCAUUGGUCGACGCAGGUGUGCCCAUGCAAGCCCUCUUCUGUGGGGUCACCUGUGCCCUGGACUCUGAUGGGACUCUCGUGCUGGACCCCACAGCCAAGCAAGAAAAGGAGGCCCGGGCAGUCCUGACCUUUGCACUCGACAGUGUGGACCAGAAGCUGCUCAUGUCCACCACCAAGGGGCUCUACUCCAAUGCUGAGCUCCAGCAGUGCCUGGCUGCAGCCCAAGCCGCCUCACAGCACGUCUUCCGCUUCUACCGGGAAUCGCUGCAGAGGCGUUACUCCAAGAGCUGAGGCAAGCUGGGGCAAGGUGCCCCACCCGCUGCCACCACCCACUACCUCAAGCACAAAAUAAACCAGCAGCCCAGC
Messenger RNA from Myotis myotis, 874 nucleotides. It is a transcript of the gene EXOSC5, whose product is annotated as exosome component 5. Gene Ontology annotation, cellular component: nucleolus; nuclear exosome (RNase complex); cytoplasmic exosome (RNase complex). NCBI's taxonomy places the organism in Eukaryota, Metazoa, Chordata, Mammalia, Chiroptera, Vespertilionidae. Gene Ontology annotation, biological process: nuclear mRNA surveillance; U4 snRNA 3'-end processing; poly(A)-dependent snoRNA 3'-end processing. Bases 104 to 799 code for a protein of 231 amino acids. The transcript is spliced from 6 exons. The record is from RefSeq and is a predicted model, not a curated record.